Prorocentrum cordatum is the source of this 2072-nucleotide messenger RNA. The record is from the annotation of a GenBank genome assembly. Lineage: Eukaryota; Dinophyceae; Prorocentrales; Prorocentraceae.
AUGCAGAUCCGGCAUGGGCGUCUGGACCCCCUCGAGCCGGCCGACGAGUCGGCGCUGCGGGAGGCGCUCGCUGCGGCGGCGGCCAUACCCAUGAAGAAGCGCUCGAAGGUCACGCUGCGCCUCGUCGGCCGCCAGGCUGCGGCUAUCAAACCUGCGGCCGGAUGCGGGCCCAGCGGCUGGCGGAACAGUUACAUUUUGUGCGCCUACUCCGACCCAGACGGGCCGCGCGCCCUCGCUGAAUGGAGCUCUCGGUGGGCACGUGGCGCCAUCAGCCCGUGGCUCGCGAGCCUCUGGUCUGGAGCGCUCGCCCUGCCGUUCUUCAAGACGGCGCUGUGCGAGAGCGUCCGCACCAUCCUGCAAGGCGAGGCCUUGCUCAAGUUUGCCAUGGGGACGUGCCUGCUGGGGGCUGGCAUGCAGGUCGCCGACGCGGUCGGGGAGCGCCGGCACGGGGCUGGUCGCUGCGCCGGCGCGCAGCUGGAGGUCGCGGAGGCAGGGCAGCAGGGCGGGCAUUUCCGCAACAUGAGCUCGUCGGCCUCGACAUCAAGACCGCUUUCGGCCACGUGCGCUGAGCCGAUGCCCUCAGAGCAGCCGUUGUCAAGGCGGCCUGAGAUUCGCCGCUGGUUGUGCGUCGACGACUGGCUGCUCCAAGUGCCGCUGGCGAUCGCGGCGCAGCUUCUCGCCGCUGUGGAGGCGGCUUCGGCGGCCCGCGACCUCGCGCUGCAGCUUGCGAAAUGCGCGUUCCACGUGCCCGCGCUGGCCGGCACCCCGCUGCAGGCACCCCCAGGAGACGCGCGGGCCCUCGCGGCGCGCGUUCCCUACCGCCCCGACGGGUUGAGCCUGCUCGGCGCGGAGGCGCGCGGCGACCAGCGCCUGAACUGGGCGAUCCGCCUCGCCGACAACGCGCUUGAGAUGAUGCGGUUAGCGCCUCCAGCUUGUGACGAGCAGGCCGCCUUCGCCUUGCGCCGUGGCAUCGUCGCCCAUGCGCUCGACUAUGAUGCGGGGGUCGCACUGUGCAGCGCGAUGCUGCCCCGCGCCCGCGUCCUGGACCAGUGCGUCGCGGGCGCCGUCGCGGCGUCGAUCGACGCGCGCCCAGAGCAGCUCGCCGAGGUGGAGCUCCAGCAUAUUGGUCUCCAAGUUUGGUUUGAUGGCCUCCAUGUGGACAUGCCCUCGCGGAUCGCCCCGCUGGCCCGGGCGACGCGGCUCGUCGAGCAUGGCCCCGCACUCCGCGCAGAGGUCGCGUCCUGGGCCGGCGCUGGCGGCGAGGCGGCUGCGGUCGCCCGCGAGGUCAAGAAGUGCGACGGCGUCGACGAUGCCGUUUCGGACGGCAUCCUGGACGUGCCGCUGGAUCGCGGCGUCGCCGCCUUGGCCGGGCGCGGCCGCCUUGCUUCGGAUCCAGCAGAGCGCGCGAGUGACCCGCUCUGCACAGAGCUGUAUUUCGACCUGAAGCGCAUGUCGUCGCGGCCGUUCGGCCUCACGCCGCGGGCCAGGCUGGCGCUGGAGCCCCCCGAGCUCCACGACUGGGGCCGGCGCUGCGGCGAGCUGGUGCUGCGGCGCCAGGCCCUCCGGGCCGCCGAGCGCCUGGGCUUGGCCUGCGCCGCGGAGCGGGCCCGGCGGGCGAUCGAGCCGGAGGCGCUCCAGCUGGCCGUGCUGCAGUGCCCAGGCAAAACCAGCGAGGCGGCGCGCCUCACCGAGCUCUGCGGCGUGCGGUGUAGCGCUGACGUCGAGGAGGAGCUCCGGAGGCUGACGGGGGAGAGGCAGCAGAAGCGCGCCGCCUGGUGGCGGCAUCUACGGGGCCUCCUCUCGGAGCUGUAGCACUGCCCGCCGCCAGGCUGCGGCACAGCACUUGCGAUCUGUGAGAUCGUGGCCUGAAUGCAGUCCCUGCCGACGAAGCCGGCAGCUGCGUGGCAGAGUAGUUUGAUCUUGUGGAGAGGCAUGUCCUCUCCUCGGGGAUCCGCGUGCCACCCACCUGUCUAGUAGGUGGCAGUAUCGGUAUCCACCCUCCCUCUCCCAUCUCCUCCUGCCUCCACUUCCCCUUUCACCUUCUCCUUUGUCCUAUGAUUCCCCUUCUUCCC